AUGGCCUCCUUUGCCAGGAUAAUUAGUGAGGAGCAUCUUCAAGUCAAAUUCCACCAGGGUGCAUUUGAUGAUGUCAAGACGUGGCCCAAUAGCCCACUGCAGCUUCAGUUGCUCAUGGAAAUCCAGAGGUCUGCUCAGCAUCAGGCACAAACACCUGUGUUCCCCCAGUCCCCCUUGAGUAAUAGUCUCUUUAGAAACAUUCUUUGCGAUUUAAGAAUUCAGUAUUGGAAGUACUUUUUCCCUGAAGAAUUACUGGUUUAUGAUAUUUGCAAGUAUCACUGGUGUGAAAACAUUGGGAGAGCCCACCAGAGUAAUAAUAUCAUGAUUCUAGAUGAUCUGAAAAAUGAAGUUUGGUAUAAAAAAUGUCAUGAUCCUGUAUGUAAAGAAGUAAACUUCAAAUCUGAUUUGUUUCUCUCUGAUUUAUAUUUUUCAUUGCCUGCUGAUGUCAGUCUCCGGUUCCAUCUCAAAGAAGAAGAAGAGGUAAUAGCAGAUGGUGUGAGUCCUCAUGAAGCACCACCCUGCAAGCCAUCACCAGGUGCAUCUUUGAGUGCUGACUGGGGCAGUUGCAGCGACGAUGCUUGCUUGUUACAAGCAGCUGAGGAUGCUGAACUAGCUGACACUGCAGAGAACGGUCUUCUCAGUUACAACGGUACAGGGGACGAAAUUCCUGAUGAACUCAUUGUGGAAGUCUUACAAGAGUAGCAUACUACACAUACUACUUCCAUAAUCAGACUGCCAUUUGCCUGAAUUAUGUGCUUUGUAAU
Molecule: messenger RNA, 764 nt
Organism: Perognathus longimembris pacificus (Pacific pocket mouse)
Lineage: Eukaryota; Metazoa; Chordata; Mammalia; Rodentia; Heteromyidae
Product: DNA-directed primase/polymerase protein-like
Exons: 5
Coding region: 1-702 (233 amino acids)
Biological process (GO): response to UV; error-prone translesion synthesis; mitochondrial DNA replication
Cellular component (GO): nucleus; mitochondrial matrix
Molecular function (GO): DNA-directed DNA polymerase activity; chromatin binding
Source: RefSeq, a predicted model, not a curated record